This is a messenger RNA of Cucurbitaria berberidis CBS 394.84, 1052 nucleotides long. RefSeq lists its product as uncharacterized. The transcript has a single exon. The record is from RefSeq and is a predicted model, not a curated record. NCBI's taxonomy places the organism in Eukaryota, Fungi, Ascomycota, Dothideomycetes, Pleosporales, Cucurbitariaceae. The coding region runs from base 244 to 900 and encodes 218 amino acids.
AGUUGGUAUGAUCAGUAUAUAGCCUCUGACGCUCGUCAUCAAAAACUCAGAAUCAACGAGUAGCUUAUUGAUAAGGAACUGCAACGAAUAUACAGAGAAUGAGGCUUAGGAACACUGUCUACGAGCCCUAGAAUGCGGCAGUGUGGAUAUACUGCUAUUUUGCCAUUCUUGCCCACCUACCACAGAGGAAAGAGCAAAUAACCUACAAGUACCAGGCAGGGACAGAAAGAGAAAACCACAUAUAUGGCACCUCCGCUCGACUGUAACAGCCUCUCUCCAACUACUACUUCGACACAACCCUUACCAGCAACCACAAUGCUUCCCCGACUCGACGGCACUAGCGAAAGUAAAGCCAUCACCCAACGUGCCCGAAUUAGUAAACGCAUCGCCAACCUCUGCAGCACCAAGAAAUCCGAUUCAAGCUCCGAAGAAUUUGACGGCGAUGAGGAGAUAGACAACACAUCACCAAUGCGCCGCCUCUCACCGCGAGCCACGGGAUACGAUCCGUCGACUCAACAGCGCAAGGAACGCACGAUUUCGUUUCGGAAGCGGCAGUCCAAGAUUUCUAGACCCACACCAAUCGUUGGUUCCAGUAGUGGUGCUGGCGGAGCUCAGAAAGAAUCCGGUGGGGAAGGGGUUUUGGCUGGUGUUAGCGUACCUACCAUUGACAGUCCGAUUACGAAGAGCCCAUCUCAGUCGUCGUCGCGGGCACAGAUGCAGUCUAUUAGGGAAACCACGACGACGAGGAUUCCUAUGUCGGUCAUGUCUGCGAGUCCUACGAGAGAGGCUGCUUUGACGAGUCAUCCAGCUGGGACGAAGGAAAGUGAAAGUUCGGAGGGUGGGUUCGAAACACCUAUGGAGGAAGGGAGUCGGGAAGAUGGAUACUUGAAUAGGAAGUGAGAUUUACGGUACUUUUUCACUACAAGGCGGGUUAUACUGUUACCUGUGGUGUUGGAGACUUGAGGUUCAAGAGCGUAUGCCUGUACACAAGACGCAAGGAAUGGCAUUUAUAAGGAGGCUGGUGUAGGGUUAUGGGUAGGAGUUGCAGAGCA